Molecule: messenger RNA, 1949 nt
Organism: Ectocarpus sp. CCAP 1310/34
Lineage: Eukaryota; Phaeophyceae; Ectocarpales; Ectocarpaceae
Source: the annotation of a GenBank genome assembly
UUUCGGGGCGGGAACGGGAACUCGGGGCGCACAGCUCCGGUCAAGACCACCCUCACACCCCUGCUGCUGCUGUAUUUUUCCCUCGGUGGUUCCGCCCUUCGAAGCAACCGGCCGAACUGCUGCAGCUUGCGGAGACGAAGGGUGAACAUGAUUCGCUCAAACGUGCGACGCCCAGUCAACACAGACGGAAGCUACGCCCGACGUUGGAAAGGAAGAAGACGAGGUUGGCCCAUGGAUGCGAUCUUCCUCGCGCUUGCUGGCGUUUUGCUGACGGCUUCGUCAACGGCAGACGCGGCAGAGGCGGCCCCUGCUUUGGACUUGUCUUCUAGCCUACGGUAUCAGUGCUGGGAAACCCACGGCGUUUUCGAGCGCGAUUGCUUCCACGACGAGACGCUGACCCUGGACCCGUACCCCCUGACGCCGGAGAUGUUCCCGCGGGCAAUUCGGUAUAGUACGUCCGACCUCACUUUGCACCGCGCCUUUCGCAGGGCGAGGGGUAGAGGGGUGCUGAAGGUCGUUGUUCUAGGGGGGAGUGUCACAUUCGGACACGAAUGCUCAUCACCGGCAGGCCUCGAGGGGAUCGCUUGUGCAUGGCCCCAUCGCGUGGAGCAGUGGUUUCAGGAAGAAAACGAAGACCUAGAUAUCGAGGUCACGAACGCGAGUAUUCCCGGAUUUGGAGUAAUGCAAUUUCUCCUUAAACGUCUGGACAAGACCCUACCAGUGGACUUGGAGGUUGACCUCAUCAUCGUCGACUUUGGAGUCAAUGACGCGGUCAUCGAACUAUUCGAGUACAACCUGGAGCACUUGAAGAUGGCGCACGAACUACUCAUCCGCUACAUCAGAUACACAAUGUUCCACUCGCCAGCGCUUCUCUACGCGGAGAGUUUCAUCGCACCAUCCCGAACCCUUCAAGUCCCGUGGCAAAGCGAAAACAUGGCGGAGGCGCACGCCAGCGUAACACGAAAGCACGACAUUCCCAUGGUGUCCUUCCGGGAUGCGGUUUGGCCGCAGAAGGAAGAUUACGCCGCUGCAGAGGUCAUCUGGGGACACUCGGUCCAUCCUGAUUGGCAAGUGCACCAGCUCAUGGCCGAUGUCGUGGCGUACUACCUUCAGCUAUCGUACGCUCGGUUCUUGGAGGUGUAUGGCCCGUCAUCGAACCCUAGCCCCAGCGAGAGGGAACUCCAGCGAUUUAAGAGUGGGAUGGGCUGCCUCGCGAAUCCUCGUUCAGCCAUUCUUCAGCUAGACAAGUACUUGGACGCCCCACCCCCGGAAGAGCUGGUGUCAGUUUCAGGAUCGUCGGUCUCGGGGGACGCUGGACCGACAGGGUUCAGGAAAGAUGCCACCGAUCCGGCGGUGGCGACGUUCGACCUUGUUUGUGACGGUGGCGUGGGGCUUCUAGACAUGGAGUACCUUGUGAGCUACGAGGGUAUGGGUUCGGCCAUGGUUGAGAUUGAGGCCGGGCCAACAGCGGAAGAUGUACAGGACGAGGGAAAUAGCAGCACGUCAACCGUGAUUGUCGAUGGGCUGUGGGAUUCGCACGCCUCGGUUCCCUCUUUUGAGACCAUUCCUAUUCCUGAUGCGGGUGGAGGGAGACAUGUUCGAGUAUCUAUUCGUAUUAUGUCGGCCGAAGGGGAACGUUCGUCCUCUUCCUCCCGCCUUUUCGACUUCAAGGGUGAUUUAGACAGAGAGAAAGAAGUGCGAGGAGACCGCAAGUUUAAGCUUAUCAGCUUGCAGUGCUGUUGAGCUGGUUGAUCGGUAUUGUUGUGCUCAGUAAUGAAAUUAUCGCGACAACAUGUCCCAUGUGGUGCGUUUAUAGUAAUGUAACCAAUGCUGGGUACCAGGAGUGGACGUUGAGGUCCUGCAACCAUUCGAGUUAUAAGGCGUAACAGUCGUUCUGCUUGCGCGAGGAAUCCAACAAAUUAGCCGCUUGCGAAGGUGUACCGAUUCAG